Molecule: messenger RNA, 1724 nt
Organism: Carassius carassius (crucian carp)
Lineage: Eukaryota; Metazoa; Chordata; Actinopteri; Cypriniformes; Cyprinidae
Product: calcium/calmodulin-dependent protein kinase type 1-like
Exons: 12
Coding region: 228-1406 (392 amino acids)
Biological process (GO): peptidyl-serine phosphorylation
Cellular component (GO): intracellular anatomical structure
Molecular function (GO): ATP binding; calmodulin binding; calcium/calmodulin-dependent protein kinase activity
Source: RefSeq, a predicted model, not a curated record
AUUUAAAUCUAUAGGGCUCUGUGAAUGGCACUCGGGAAUAGUAUCAUAGUAUCCAGACUGUAUCAUUAUUGUCAAAUGAAGGACGCCUCCUCCAGUCGCUUCUUGACGUCAGGGUAGAUCCCGCAAUUAUUGCAUAGAAAGGGAAUUGCGGAUAGAUAAAGAGGCAGAAGAGGACCAUCCGUCCGUAGGAGCAGACGAUCAGUUCCUGAGUGGAAAUCAACUAUACAAUGCCUUUAGGAGAGGAUGAAAAUGGAUGGAAAAAGAAGACAACAGAUAUCAAGGAAAAUUAUGAUUUCAAGGAGGUCUUGGGGACGGGGGCGUUCUCUGAGGUGUUCCUGGCUGAGGAGAAGAAGACCCAGCGACUCGUGGCCAUCAAAUGCAUCCCUAAGAAAGCAUUGGAGGGCAAGGAAAACAGCAUUGAGAAUGAGAUUGCUGUGCUACACAGAAUAAAACAUGAGAAUAUUGUUUCACUGGAAGACAUCUUCGAAAGUCAGUCGCAUUUGUAUUUGGUCAUGCAGCUCGUAUCGGGGGGAGAGCUCUUUGACAGGAUUGUAGAAAAGGGCUUCUACACCGAGAGAGAUGCCAGCAAACUCAUUCGGCAGAUUUUAGAUGCGGUGAAGUAUCUGCAUGAUAUGGGCAUUGUGCACAGAGACCUGAAGCCAGAGAAUCUGUUGUACUACAGUAUGGAGGAGGACUCCAAUAUCAUGAUCAGCGACUUUGGCCUGUCUAAGAUCGAGGACUCAGGAAGUGUAAUGUCAACUGCCUGUGGAACACCUGGAUACGUAGCUCCAGAGGUCUUGGCACAAAAACCAUACAGUAAAGCUGUAGACUGUUGGUCCAUAGGAGUGAUUUCUUAUAUUCUUCUAUGUGGCUACCCUCCGUUUUACGAUGAAAAUGAUUCCAAGCUGUUCGAGCAGAUUCUCAAAGCAGAGUAUGAGUUUGACUCUCCAUACUGGGAUGACAUCUCUGACUCAGCCAAGGAUUUCAUCAGUCACUUGAUGGAGAAAGAUCCGUCUCUGAGAUACACAUGUGAGCAGGCUUUACAGCAUCCAUGGAUUUCUGGAGACACGGCUCUCGACAGGAACAUUCAUGAGUCUGUCAGCGCUCAGAUCAAGAAGAACUUUGCUAAAAGUAAAUGGAAGCAAGCAUUCAAUGCGACAGCAGUGGUCAGACACAUGCGGAGACUGCAGCUGAGCACCAGCCUUGAGGGUCCGAGCCAAAUCACCAGCACCAGCCCCUACCACAGACACCUGCUCCUGCCCGCCAAAGAGCUGGACCACGAGGAGGACGAGGACGAGGAGGAAGAUGACAACAGUUCCCCGAGUGGGGACGGCCGUCGAGGCAGUGCUGAUCGGGACAGUCUCAGAAGCUGUGCUUACUGCUGCCGACCAACCAGCAGGAUCUGAAGCAGAACUCUGAGCCCAGCAGAACCUAGAGGAACCCAGGGGAACCCACACAUGCACGUCCACCGUACCAGUCUGACCCGGAACACAGAGCUUUCCUGGUAACAUGCACUAGAUGGAGCUAGUGCUGCUGGUGGGACGGACGUGAGAAGGAGAGCAUCAUUGUUCCAAACGUUCAGACUUGGGUAUAUCAUUGACAGAUAUGUAACUUCUCUAUCAUUUAAUUUUGUCUGAUUAAUAUUUCUGUACCCCAACCAAAGAUGACAGUAUGUUUAAUUUGUACUUUUAUGUAAGGUUUAUUCAUUUCUUUUAUUAUUUAUU